Molecule: messenger RNA, 546 nt
Organism: Hydractinia symbiolongicarpus
Lineage: Eukaryota; Metazoa; Cnidaria; Hydrozoa; Anthoathecata; Hydractiniidae
Exons: 1
Coding region: 1-546 (181 amino acids)
Source: RefSeq, a predicted model, not a curated record
AUGAGUGACGUAUCAGUUGGCCGAAUAGUCAAGAAAACAUCAGAAGUAAUCUGGCAACAGUUGACAGAAGAAGGAUUCAUGAAAUGUCCUUCUACCCAAUAUAAAUGGAAAAAAUUAGCGACAGAGUUUGAACACUUGUGGAAGUGUCCGAAUUGUUUAGGUGCUACUGAAGGAAAACAUGUGACAAUACAGUGCCCACCACGAGGCGGUUCAAUGUUUUACAAUUAUAAAAGGUUCCACAGUAUUGUUCUUAUGGCAGUAGUCGAUGCCAUGUAUCAAUUUACCAUGGUAGAUGUUGGAGAUUAUGGCAAACCCAGUGAUGGAAGUGUUUUCCAUAACAGUAACUUAGGUUUUCUAAUCUGCAACAAUCAUUUAGAUGUUCCUCAGCCAAGAUUGCUGCAAGGAACAGACAAACACUUCCCUUAUGUGUUUGUAGGAGACGAAGCGUUCCCUCUUUGGGUUAAUUUAAUUAAACCGUAUCCAAGGGUUACAUACAACUUCCUGAUUCAAUUGCAAAUUAUCGUACUUCACGUGCACGAAGAAUAG